UUUCCACUGAUCGCGUGAUGGAGAAGGAUGCACAAUUAGGUCUCUGGUUUCCCUGCUUAACAUUCUCUUCACUCAUUGCAAUAGUUAUUCGAUGGGCUGUUUCUUUGCAUCCAUACUCAGGAGAGAGGAAGCCUCCCAUGUUUGGAGACUUUGAGGCGCAGAGGCACUGGAUGGAAAUCACGGUUAAUCUGCCAGUGUCAGAAUGGUAUUUCAACAGCUCAAAGAAUGAUCUAAUGUACUGGGGUCUAGACUACCCUCCACUAACAGCAUAUCAUAUGCAACUAUGUGGCACGAUAGCGGAGAAAAUAAAUUCAACAUGGGUUGCUUUGUACUCGUCACGAGGCUUGGAGAGUUAUGAUCUCAGACUGUUUAUGAGAUACACAGUACUUGUUGCUGAUGUCCUCGUUUACUUUCCUGCUGUCUGCGUCUUUUGCAAGUUGUUUUGCCAGAGUACUAACACAAUGUACAAGGCAGUCGUUGCAUUAGUGAUGCUGCUUCAACCAUCACUGAUUCUCAUCGAUCACGGUCAUUUUCAAUACAAUUGUGUUAGUCUUGGUCUGACGUUGUGGGGAGUCGUUGGCCUCGGAUGUGGUCACGACUUACUUGGAUCGAUUGCGUUCACUCUCGCUCUUAACUACAAACAAAUGGAACUAUACCACGCCAUUCCUUUCUUCUGUUACUUGCUUGGAAAGUGUCUGCAUGAAGAUACGUUCUACAGGAAGUUUGUCAAGUUGGGUUCGAUUGGGUGUGCUGUCUUGGCUACAUUUUUGCUAUGCUGGUUUCCUUUCCUUACAAGCAAGGAAAUGGUAAUGCAAGUGGUUCAUCGAGUGUUCCCAUUUGCCAGAGGCUUAUUUGAGGACAAAGUUGCUAAUUUUUGGUGCACACUGUCACUGAUUGUUAAGAUGAAGAAUGUCAUGUCUCAAGCAAAGCUUGUUCAACUAGCGUUUGCAACAACUUUUGUCUUGGUCGUUCCUUCGUCCUUAAAUUUGCUUAUGAAACCAACGUUUAAACGAUUUUUGAUCGGUUUGGCUAAUUCUUCGUUAGUAUUCUUCCUGUUCUCAUAUCAAGUCCACGAGAAGUCGAUUCUCUUGGCAGCUCUUCCUCUUAUUCUUCUCUUACCCAACUGUUCGUUUCCCAUCAUGUGGUUUCACACGGUAGCAACAUUCAGUAUGUCUCCCCUACUGCUCAAAGACGGCCUCCUAAUAGCCACAACUUCUCUAUUAGUCAUAUUUGUGACAGCAACACUCAAUGUAUUCAAUCCCCUUCAAAGUACGAGGACAAAAUUCACGUAUGUGGCAUCGUGUUUGGGAAUGGCAUCGUUACAGUUUGGGCUAAGCUUUGUGACACCCCCAGAGAAGUAUCCUGACCUCUUCCAGGUCCUUAUCUCAGCAUAUUGCUGUGCACACUUCCUAAUCUUUCUCGCCUAUUUCCAUUACCUCCAGUUUCGUUUUGACUCAUCUGCUGUCAUCUAUUGGUCGCCCAAUGAACAGACAGUAGCAGCAGAUGUCGAUAAAAAGACACUCUGACAUACAACUCUCA
This is a messenger RNA of Corticium candelabrum, 1539 nucleotides long. Its product is annotated as dolichyl pyrophosphate Man9GlcNAc2 alpha-1,3-glucosyltransferase-like. Lineage: Eukaryota; Metazoa; Porifera; Homoscleromorpha; Homosclerophorida; Plakinidae. The transcript has 15 exons. Bases 18 to 1526 code for a protein of 502 amino acids. The record is from RefSeq and is a predicted model, not a curated record. Gene Ontology annotation, biological process: protein N-linked glycosylation. Gene Ontology annotation, molecular function: dolichyl pyrophosphate Man9GlcNAc2 alpha-1,3-glucosyltransferase activity. Gene Ontology annotation, cellular component: endoplasmic reticulum membrane.